GUUAAUAACAUUGGGAAACUCAAAGACUUUCUUCUGCAGCACCGGAAAGAUUAUAUUAAUGCUUAUAGCCACCUCAUGUCGGAGUACGUGCGAAUGUCGGACACGGAUCGAGAUCAGAUUGACCAAGAUGCCCAGAUCUUCAUGAGGACCUGUGCUGAUGCGAUUCAGCAGCUCAGAGCAGAAGCACACAAGGACAUCCAUUCCCUACAAGUGAAGCAGCACCGAGAAACUGUAUUGGAUUUCAUUGCAGACUACUUAAAAAAUCCAGGCUUGAGCCUGAGCAAAGCAACAAGUCAGCGCCCCCUGCUUCUGGUGGAAAAGCCCCUGGGACGGAGACGGAAGCUCCUCCUCCUCCUCCUGAGGAAUGGGAAGAAAAACUCACCAGGGAAGGCAGCCGAGAGAGGAACCUAGUGGAUGAGCAGGCUGGUUUUGGUCUUGGUCAAGACAGCAGAGGAGAAGAUGAGCUUUCCCCAGAAGAAAUCCAAAUGUUUGAGCAGGAAAACCAACGCCUUGUGGGUGAAAUGAACAGCCUGUUUGAUGAAGUGAGGCAGAUUGAAGGGAAAGUAGUUGAAAUAUCUAGACUUCAAGAAAUAUUUACAGAAAAAGUAUUACAACAGGAAGCUGAAAUUGACAGUAUCCACCAUAUAGUUGUGGGUGCGACGGAGAACAUCAAGGAAGGCAACGAAGACAUCAGAGAGGCAAUCAAGAACAACGCUGGAUUCCGCGUGUGGAUCCUUUUCUUCCUGGUCAUGUGCUCCUUCUCCCUGCUCUUCCUGGACUGGUAUGGAAGCUGAUCCUGGCCAAUAAAGGAACCACCUCGCCAGGUGACCCUGCGGGGUUCACGGACCACGGCUGUGGAAACACACAUGUAGCGUCCGUGUGUGUGUGUGUGUGUGUGUGUAUGUGCCUGUGCAAACUCUUUAACACUCAGGAACCUCCCAGAGGUCGUAGGGAGCCUUAGGCGGCAGAAGGAAACUGGGCGGCUGCCAGGAAAUGCUCAAGAAAAGUGUUGACAGGUAGAGGAUCACAGCAGUGGGAAGUUGCCAAACAUUUGUAUGUGAUGAAAUGCCCAGCAGCUGUUUCUCCUUCAGGGGUGGGGCAGGGGGCAGCGCUUGCCAGCGUGAAGGAUGCCCACUGGUCUUCCCUGUUGGCGGAAGUGGGGGGGGGAGGGAGACCCCAAGCCCCCGAAAAAGUCUCCUUAUGGAGAGGGGCUACUUGGCUCUUUCCAGAAACUCUACACUCCACCUCCCUCACCUCAUUUUGUCUUCCCUUUCAAAGCCCCCAUUGGCCCCUUGAGCUUUGGGGACACCAAGACUUUGGGGGGGGUCUGUGGAAGUGAAACACCCCCCCACCCCCCGGGAUUCUUGCUGAGACAUAGUCAUGUAAAUAAUCAUUAUUAGAAAGGUGUUUUAGAAGAGGUUUUUAUUGCAAGUAGGGUGAUUGGAAUCCUUCAUUUCUUUUCCUCUUCGCCGCUGCAAACAUCUAUUUAAACAUACGGAGUUUGAGACUGGAGCAUACUAUUUUAUUUUACACAGAGUGAAAAUGUCAAAAGUUACAUGUGAAUUCGGUGAAAGUACUGACUACUAGGGAAUAGAAACAUGGUGCUGUGUGUACAAGAGAGAACUCCUUAAUGCAAAUGAAAGAUUUGGCACAUAAGUUAUUGCUUUUUAUGUAUUCCACGCAGCAGCGAUUACAUACCAAAAAUUGUACAAUAUGUAACUAUAUUUAAUAAUAAAAUUUCCAACAAAACCAUAAAUGGCGUUUUCCAAAUAGAUCAAUGCAAAAAAAAAAAAAAAGGUCUGGAAGGAAA
Thamnophis sirtalis is the source of this 1810-nucleotide messenger RNA. The record is from RefSeq and is a predicted model, not a curated record. NCBI's taxonomy places the organism in Eukaryota, Metazoa, Chordata, Lepidosauria, Squamata, Natricidae.